UCGAUAGGCGGGAGGUACAGGACAGGAGGCCUCCCCUCCCCCUCGAACAAUCCAACCCCAGCCCCGAACUUUCCUGAGACACCCACGACUCCAAACCAGGUACCUUCUCACCUACUAUAGGGCUAGCUAGGCGAUCUCAUCGCUACCAACAGUUGGGGUUCUGAGUGCUGACUGCCAACUUGUUAAUGCAUACCUGGGUACCUACCUUCCUUGCAUUACUAUAGCAUGCGACUCCUGCAAAAACAUUGCCCCACCAAAAUACUCCUCCUCGUCUACUUGCUUCUCCCAUCAUCCCAACACCCUCGACACUUUCUCUGCCCUCAUUAACCCUUGGUACCCUGCACGACAAUCCAGUCCAGCUGUGUAGCAUUUCUCUUCCAUUUCCAUGGAGUUUGCUACACUCGGCCGGAGUGUCGCCCGGAAGGCUGCCCGGCAAGCUCCCUCACUUCGGUACUACAGUAUUGUCCACGAUGUACCUCGAACAACCGCAGCAAGUCUAAGCCAGACGCCUCCCCCGCCACAACCACAAUCUGUCUUUGAUCGUGCACUGAACGCCACCGGUCCUCGAAAUGACUGGACCAAGGAGGAGAUCUCUGAGAUACAUCAGCGGCCACUUAUGGAAUUGGCCUUUGCUGCAGGCACCGUCCACCGCCGCUUCCACAAGCCUUCUGCUGUCCAAUUGUGCACCCUGAUGAACAUCAAGACUGGUGGGUGUACGGAAGACUGUUCUUACUGCGCUCAAUCCUCGCGUUACAAGACCAACCUUGAGGCCACCAAGCUAUCCACCGUGGAUUCCGUUAUUGAAGCAGCCAAGAUUGCAAAGGCCAAUGGAUCCAACCGUUUUUGCAUGGGAGCCGCAUGGAGAGACAUGAGAGGUCGGAAACGGGGGCUCAAGAACAUUGUCGAAAUGGUCAAAGGUGUCCGUGGCUUGGGUAUGGAGGCAUGUGUCACCCUGGGAAUGGUGGAUAAGGAACAAGCCAAAGAACUCAAGGAAGCCGGACUUACAGCCUACAACCAUAAUCUUGACACUUCACGAGAGCAUUACCCCAACAUCAUCACCACUAGAACAUAUGACGAGCGUCUACAAACCCUGGAGAAUGUCCGAGAAGCUGGCAUCCACGUCUGCAGCGGUGGCAUCUUGGGACUGGGCGAAACACCUCAAACAGAUCACGUCGGCCUGAUUUAUACUUUGGCCACAUUGCCCGGCCACCCCGAGUCCUUCCCCGUCAACAAACUGGUCCCCAUCAAGGGAACGCCCAUGUUUGGUCAGGAGCCUGUCAAGUUGGAGGAUAUGGUCAGAGUGAUUGCCACCGCCAGAUUGGUCAUGCCAAAGACCAUCAUCCGAAUCGCUGCCGGUCGUGUCACAAUGCCCGAGAGUGAGCAGAUGUUGUGCUUUAUGGCUGGUGCUAAUGCCAUCUUCACUGGCGAGAAGAUGCUAACCACCGAUUGCAAUGGAUGGGACGAGGACAAAGCCAUGUUUGACCGCUGGGGUUUGUCACCCAUGCAAACUGAGGCGAGCAAGAUUGUCGAAGAGCCAAAGUUUGAGGCCCGAAGUUUCGACGAGAUGAGACAUCAGUCUCUGAAGGAUCAACAGAAUUCGGUUUCUGCAUCGGCAUAGAUUUCAGGCUUCAUGGAGAAUAAAAGCCCAGAACUGUAGAUACCUUGAUACGUCACACAAAAUUCGAGUAUAUUUAUGAUGA
Exophiala mesophila is the source of this 1700-nucleotide messenger RNA. Its product is annotated as biotin synthase. Lineage: Eukaryota; Fungi; Ascomycota; Eurotiomycetes; Chaetothyriales; Herpotrichiellaceae. The transcript is spliced from 2 exons. Gene Ontology annotation, molecular function: biotin synthase activity; 2 iron, 2 sulfur cluster binding. Gene Ontology annotation, biological process: biotin biosynthetic process. The record is from RefSeq and is a predicted model, not a curated record. Bases 386 to 1618 code for a protein of 410 amino acids. Gene Ontology annotation, cellular component: mitochondrion.